AUGGCGGCGGCCUGCCCGCGGUGGCUACAGCUCCUGGGGCGCUGGCCGCCGCCGCGCCUCGUUCCCGCGCGCCCCCGCCGUGUUGCGCCGACUCAGCCGCCUCGCGAGCGUCUCCCCGCCGCGCCGCCCGGACUCACUGCGGCUCCCGCGGCGGCCCCGGCCCGCGGUCUAACAACACUGGACAGCAUCGCUCUAAGGACACGUCAGGAGGAAGCCGAGUCUUUCCGAGGACUCUGCUCACUUCUGUUCUUCAUCCUCACAUGUCGGGUGUUACCUUCUGGUCCUCGACACUGGUGGCCACCACAUGGAAUUGUUAUGGUGAAAUGUCCAUGUAAGAAAGUAGACUUGAGUUGGCUCAGUGCAACAAUGAACCCCUGCCCUGGUUUGAAUCAACCCACUUCCACGACCUCUGCAAACCCCUGGGCCUUGUGUGUCGAGAGCUUGAAAUCUCAGGGAAAAAUUAGGUUUCAACAUGAUGGAAAAUGCUAGCUGAAUAGAGUUGCAUGUAAAGAAGAUACUUCCUUCCUCUCUCCAUCACGACGACCUCCCUGCAGCUCUCCCUUCCUUGCCUGUGAUCUUAGUGACAGCGCCGCCCCUCAUGGAGUUUCUAUCAGGUUGCUGAAGGUCCCUUCUUGAGACCUCUGCCUUCCAUAUGCUCCCUCAUAAAUAAAAUGUUCUA
Messenger RNA from Manis javanica (Malayan pangolin), 679 nucleotides. The record is from RefSeq and is a predicted model, not a curated record. Lineage: Eukaryota; Metazoa; Chordata; Mammalia; Pholidota; Manidae.